This is a messenger RNA of Pistacia vera, 697 nucleotides long. RefSeq names its product putative callose synthase 6. Lineage: Eukaryota; Viridiplantae; Streptophyta; Magnoliopsida; Sapindales; Anacardiaceae. The record is from RefSeq and is a predicted model, not a curated record. Gene Ontology annotation, biological process: late endosome to vacuole transport via multivesicular body sorting pathway. Gene Ontology annotation, cellular component: multivesicular body. Bases 212 to 697 code for a protein of 161 amino acids. The transcript is spliced from 4 exons.
CCUUCUUCUCAGAGCAAUUGCUUUGCUCUAUCUCACACUCAAAGCAUAUCUCCAUCACUUAUAUACAACCAGCCAUGCUCACUCUUCACCAACCAAAACCAAACACAAACAACACUGACACCAACCCGCUCACGCUGAGUGCAGUUUCCACUCUGUCCGAGUGGUCCGAGUCGUUGCGAGUUCCGGUGAAGUCCUGACGCGGUCGACGAAGAUGAAUCGAAAACGGAAGAAGUCGGUGCGCCUGCAGAUUGAAGACAGCUCACUGAUGAUGGACAGUGAGCUUGUGCCCUCGUCCUUGGCUGAGAUUGCUCCCAUUCUUCGUGCGGCUAAUUGUAUCCAAGAAGAAAACCCUAGAGUUGCUUAUCUCUGCCGCUUCCAUGCAUUUGAAAAGGCUCAUAGUAUGGAUCCAACAUCAGGUCGACGUGGUGCUCGACAAUUUAAGACAAAACUGUUGCAUAGACUUGAGAAGGUCCACCUAAAAGAAGAAGAGGAGACAAUACGCCAGCUUGCAAGAAACGAUCCAAGAGAAAUCCAGUUGUAUUAUCAGAUUUUCUGUGAGAACUAUAUCAAUAAAGUUGCACAUACCAAAAAGCUGGAUGAGAUGGCCAAAAUUUGGCAGAUUGCGACAAUAUUGUAUGAUGUGGUGAAAACUGUGGUGCCUUCUGCAAAAAUUGAUGAUAAGGUUCGAUUUGUAUAA